AUGAACGCCGUCCGAUGUCUGUUUCUCUUGGCCGCCGGCCUCUCUGUGGCCCUGUCUAUCAACGGCAAGUCACUCUACCAUUCUCAACAAAUGAUUCUGUGCACAAUGCCCGGCAGCUGGCCGAUUAGGGACGACUCUGGCACGCCUGUGGACGAGCUGGACAGGUCUUGCCAUGUGCACGACAACUGUUACGAUGACGCCCUGGAGCACCACCCAUGCCGCACCAUCUUCCACAGCCCUUUCAAGUUAUACUCCUAUAACUGUGAUGAAGCCAGCAAGACGGUCACCUGUGGCAAGGACAACAACGCACGUGAGAUGUUUAUCUGCGAGUGCGACAGGAAGGCUGCCGAGUGUUUCGCCAGAUCGACUUAUAACAACGAUCACCUGUCCAGCGACCAAUGUCAGUAGAAGACUUC
This is a messenger RNA of Limanda limanda (common dab), 416 nucleotides long. Its product is annotated as phospholipase A2, minor isoenzyme-like. The transcript is spliced from 4 exons. The record is from RefSeq and is a predicted model, not a curated record. Gene Ontology annotation, biological process: arachidonate secretion; lipid catabolic process; phospholipid metabolic process. Gene Ontology annotation, molecular function: phospholipid binding; calcium ion binding. Bases 1 to 408 code for a protein of 135 amino acids. NCBI's taxonomy places the organism in Eukaryota, Metazoa, Chordata, Actinopteri, Pleuronectiformes, Pleuronectidae.